UAAGGACUGACAGAUUGGCAGAGGUUUUCAUUGGUCUUGAACCAGGUGCACACAUUUGUGACUGAACAACUGGGUAUAAAUAAAGCUGAUUUGAUGAAAGGACAUGAGUGUUAUGCUACAGAGUAUUAUAGCUUUCUUGGAGUUCUGAUUGCAUUGACUUUUUCAGCAUGUGGAUUCCAGCUGCUUUUCUCCUUUUUGCGUUGGUUGUAAAUGGAGAUUGGAAUGAAGAACGUUUUGGUAGGCGUACUGGUCGAAGAUGUCCUUCUGGCUGGGAGAAAUUUGAAACGCGUUGUUUUAAAUUUUUCAAUGACUCAAAAACAUGGGCUGAGGCAGAGAGACAAUGCAUUGACCUCGGAGGAAACCUUGUAUCAGUUCACAAUCAAGCCACUCACAAUUUCCUGAAAAACUUCCUCAAAAAUGCUAAUGGCAUCCGCCGAACCUGGAUUGGUGCUUAUGAUGCAACUCAGGAAAAUAUCUGGUUUUGGAGUGAUGGAUCACCGUUUGCAUACAGUAACUGGCAAACUGGAGAACCAAACAAUUCAGGAGGAGCUGAAAAUUGUGUGGAGAUGGGCAAUUCAGCUCAUCAACGCUGGAAUGAUGCACACUGCAGUGCUCUACUCAACUUCAUCUGCAAAUUGGAAAUUCAAAAUUGAAAAUUUAAAUAAACUUUAAA
Labeo rohita (rohu) is the source of this 673-nucleotide messenger RNA. Its product is annotated as ladderlectin-like. The record is from RefSeq and is a predicted model, not a curated record. The transcript has 6 exons. NCBI's taxonomy places the organism in Eukaryota, Metazoa, Chordata, Actinopteri, Cypriniformes, Cyprinidae. The coding region runs from base 168 to 653 and encodes 161 amino acids. Gene Ontology annotation, molecular function: signaling receptor activity.